AAAGAGUAGAGAGAGAGCACACGCCUAUUGUUGGAUAAGAAGGGGAGAUAACCAAACCGAAGGGGGAAAAAAGGGGGACAAAUCAUCAGCCGUCGGAUCUAGGGUUGUUGAUCCGCCGCUAUGCCGAAGAACAAGGGUAAGGGAGGGAAGAAUAGGAAGAGAGGGAAGAACGAAGCCGAUGACGAGAAGAGAGAAUUGGUUUUCAAGGAAGACGGACAGGAGUACGCGCAGGUCAUGCGCAUGCUCGGUAACGGACGGUGCGAGGCCACGUGCAUCGACGGCGUCAAGCGCCUUUGUCACAUCAGGGGCAAGAUGCACAAGAAGGUUUGGAUCGCCGCCGGCGAUAUUAUCCUCGUCGGUCUCCGCGAUUAUCAGGAUGACAAGGCCGAUGUGAUCCUGAAGUACAUGCCCGACGAAGCCAGGUUGUUGAAGGCCUACGGCGAACUGCCCGAGAACACUAGGCUCAAUGAGGGUAUUGCUGGAGGACUUGAUGAGGAGGAGGAUGGCCCUGGCGAUGAUUACAUUGAAUUUGAGGACGAAGACAUCGACAAACUCUAAAGAGCUUUUGAGAGCUGCAUCCCUAUCUAUUUUUUUCUUUUAAAAAAUAGCCUUUUGGAUUUUUCAAUACUAGAGGAUUGUUGUCUAUUAUGUUUGAUGAAAAUAUGUGUGGAUUUCUCUCUAUGGGUAUUUUGGUUGAUACAAUAACAGUGAGCUCGAGUUA
This is a messenger RNA of Salvia splendens (bonfire salvia), 721 nucleotides long. RefSeq names its product eukaryotic translation initiation factor 1A. NCBI's taxonomy places the organism in Eukaryota, Viridiplantae, Streptophyta, Magnoliopsida, Lamiales, Lamiaceae. The coding region runs from base 121 to 558 and encodes 145 amino acids. The transcript has 2 exons. Gene Ontology annotation, biological process: translational initiation. The record is from RefSeq and is a predicted model, not a curated record. Gene Ontology annotation, molecular function: translation initiation factor activity; RNA binding.